Postia placenta MAD-698-R-SB12 is the source of this 1164-nucleotide messenger RNA. RefSeq lists its product as hypothetical. The coding region runs from base 1 to 1164 and encodes 387 amino acids. The record is from RefSeq and is a predicted model, not a curated record. NCBI's taxonomy places the organism in Eukaryota, Fungi, Basidiomycota, Agaricomycetes, Polyporales, Adustoporiaceae. The transcript has 4 exons.
AUGACUUGGACACCGCUUCCUGGAAUGUAUCUCGCUCUCCGUCUCAACCCAGUGGCCAUGGUGGAACACUUGGAAGAUCCUAUAGCACUAGAUUCUGCGCGCCAAAUGCAGCCGGGGACAUAUAUCGCAUACGUCGAUCACCUUCUCGACUUCCCUUGGCGGGACAAGCCUGCCCAUAGAUGCAGUGUCAAGUUUGCUGGACGGGGUCUGCCAACACGUCUUAAGGACGAAUUCAUGGAAAGCACGAUGUGUGUUCCCAUUUUCCCCAAUACAUCGCACCCGCUGUCUCGUGAACCACUUCGGCCAAAGACACCAUUUCCAUUCUCAGACUGCUACCAGUAUUCCCUCGUCGACACCACAGUGCGCGUGCCGACGCAGGAUUUCGAGCCGCGAACUGCAAUCUGGAUGUCGCCGCGUCAGACCCAUGAGCAUAAUAGAUUCCUUGCCGACGACUUCCUCAGGCGUGCGAUACUCAUGCGCGAGAAAGGUGUCCCUGGUCCAGAUCCAGAUACCGUCAUUACUUGGGAACGUCACGAUUACGGAGGGCUGCCCUCACCUGAUUUGCGCCGGAGUGACGCCGAAAGAGACUCCCUCGACGACUUCGUGGUACCCGAGUCGGACCACGAUGGCGAUGCAUCGUUGGACCAGGAGGCCAACCAAGAAGACGGGCCUGACGGUGACUCCGCAUCAUCUAUGAUUGUAUCAGAUUCGGAUGGCGACGCUGAGAGCGUCGACUCGUCCGAACGUGACUUCACACAGCUCGCAUUCGCGGAGAGAGCUGUGGACGAUCUGGACAUCAUUCCGCUGGUCGAGGCAUCGCAGGAGCUGACGUCGAUUGAGCGUAUUAUGGAUCCUCUCGGCUUCCUCGACGAGCAGGAAGCAAUCAUUGCGAUCAUCAAGGAGUCCCGCGCACGCAAUGCCACUGCAUUUGCAGAGACAAAUGCUACUGCGACGAAAAGCGAGAGCUCUCGGGUCGAUCUGGAUCUGAACGCUGAGAAGAGUGGAAAGCAUGGCAUGGAACCAUUACGUUGGCACAAACGGCUACGCCGUCGGACUAUUCAAGUCAUCAAGACCGAACAUGGCCGCGUUAAGGGCGCUGUCAUCCGCGUCGUCGGUCUGAUCCGCACUCAUUUAUGUCUGCGGACCGUAUCUUCGUCUUCGUAA